This is a messenger RNA of Motacilla alba alba, 3818 nucleotides long. It is a transcript of the gene ACOD1, whose product is annotated as aconitate decarboxylase 1. Gene Ontology annotation, molecular function: lyase activity. The transcript has 8 exons. The record is from RefSeq and is a predicted model, not a curated record. The coding region runs from base 992 to 2320 and encodes 442 amino acids. NCBI's taxonomy places the organism in Eukaryota, Metazoa, Chordata, Aves, Passeriformes, Motacillidae.
GCAGAACUUGCAGUGGAAGAUUUUGUACCUACCAGCAGUGCAUAUUUUCAGGAGCUUCAGAGAUGAGUAAGUUAUGCUGCUCCUGCAGCCACUGGCUCCUCAGAGCUCCUCCGCCUGCCUUCUGUCUCAUGGGAGGUCAGUGACAAGGACCCACCGUGCUCCUGUGCAGCACCCUGUGAUGUCCAAAGCCAUGCACACCAAAGGGGUGGGGAGGAGCACAGCUGGCCCAAUGAGUUAUUUGGCCCACUGUCUCAGGUCUCUUUUUAAGGGCACAAACCAGUCCAUCCCACUGCAGUGUUGUCUCUGUCAAUGUGAAGCUUACUCCAGACUCCCCUUCAAGAAGGGAGCAAGGAGCCUUCUCAAGACACCAUUCAUACAGCCUGUUCAACAGUCCUGGGCAAAGACCCAGCUUGCAGGGUUUGUCUCUGAGAUAGAUGUCAUUUUCUGGGCUUAAAAACAUGCCCAGCACUGAAAUAACUGUUUUGAAGCUACAUCUCUUCAGGAAAUUAUAUUCUGUGGGCAUCUCACUGCUGCUUUAUGCCUUGCCUGGCUGCAAAGCUUUGGUUAUUGUAACUUCUUUCGUCAACAGAUUUUUCCUCUUUUCACAAUAUGUUCAUCUAAUUUCUUUUCCAUUUCCCGUCUCUUUUCAUUUGGCAACGUUUGUCUCAGUGAGGAGGAUUGGACUUCGUCUGUGGGUAUUACAAUGGGAGGGGCCGUGUUUGGGAGGGACAAAGCUGAGAGCAAGAGAGAAAGCAUCUGCUCUGAAAGUUGGAGGAACAAUUCUGUUAACUCACACAGCAUCUUCCAGCACCUGUCUCAAGCCUUCUGCAGCUGCUGCCAGCCUACAGUGUGCACCUGAGCCUGAGGUCUGCAGACCGCAGUUUGGAAAUUGGUUUCCCAAGCAAAGACAGUUACAGGAAAUUUUGCCAAGGUGAUUCAUGGUUUGAAUGCAAAUCAGUUGACAGAUCAAGUAAUUCAGAGAAGUAAGCGAAUGAUUCUGGAUACUCUUGGAGUGGGGCUUCUGGGUACCAGCACUGAAGUCUUCCACAAAGUGGCACAGUACAGUAAGAUCUACAGCUCAGAUUUAUCCAGUACCAUCUGGGGCCACUUGGAUUUCCGACUGCCUCCUCUGUAUGCAGCUUUUGUGAAUGGAGUGGCUGUGCACUCAAUGGACUUUGAUGACACCUGGCAUCCAGCCACACACCCAUCCGGGGCUGUGCUCCCUGCAUUGAUUGCACUCUCAGAGGCCUUCCCUCAGAAGAAAAAAAUCUCGGGUCUUGAUCUGCUCUUAGCUUUCAAUGUGGGAAUCGAAGUGCAAGGCAGGUUGCUGCACUUCUCCAGUGAAGCCAGGAAUAUUCCAAGAAGGUUUCACCCACCGGCUGUGGUUGGUACGAUGGGGAGCGCAGCAGCUUGUGCUAAACUGCUAGCUCUUGACCAGCUGGAAUGUAAAAAUGCCUUGGCUAUUGCUGCCUCCUAUGCAGGUGCCCCACUGGCUAAUGCAGCGACCCAAAUAAAGCCCCUCCAUGUUGGGAAUGCUGCCAAGCAUGGACUGGAAGCAGCUUGCUUAGCUUUACAGGGCAUUCAAGGAAACAAACAGAUCUUGGACAUGGAGUCAGGGAUGGGUGCCUUUUAUACAGAUUACAACCCACAGACUCUGCCAACCUUGCAGUCCUACCCAUGGCUCUUGGACCAGCAAGACGUGGCCAUCAAACGCUUUCCUGCUCAUCUCGCAACACACUGGGUGGCUGAUGCAGCAUCUUCUGUUAGGAGGAAGCUCGUGGAGAGCAGUGAGAACUUGCUCCCCCUUGAUAAAAUUGAGAAAGUCAUUCUCAAAGUCCCCGAGGUCAAAUAUGUGAACAGACCCAGCCCAGCCUCAGAGCAUGAAGCACGACACUCCUUCCAGUUUGUCGCGUGCUCGGCUUUGCUGGAUGGCUGCAUGUCAGUCCAGUCCUUCGCCAGUGAGAACAUUCACCGGCCGGCCUUGCGGGAGCUCCUCUGCAAAACACAGCUGGAGCACCCUCCUGACAACACGCCCAGCUUUGACAGCCUCUACUGCGAAGUGAGCGUCGUGCUUCGGGACGGCAACACCAUCAGCGACCGCUGCACGACCUUCUACGGACACUGGAGGAAACCUCUGAAAAAGGAAGACUUGGAGAAAAAGUUUCAAUCCAAUACACUCAACAGCCUGCCCACAGAAGCCAUGGAAGGCAUUAUAGAGACCGUGUACAACCUGGAAAAAGUAGAGGACUGUUCUGUAUUAAGUACAUUUCUAUCAGGACAGUCUGCUAGAGCACUUCCAGAGAAGCUGCACUCCCUUUGAGUGCUCCGGCCAACAACUACAUGCUCUUCACAAAGCUAAUGCAAAAUUCAGGACAAACUUUUACUUAGUGUCUCAAGCACUUUAAAAUAAUACUCCUGUAACACAAGAACCAUAUUCAGUCCAAUAUUGUGGGUUUUGACUAGGUAAAUAAUUUGGUGUUUAUGUGCCCAGCUUAGCCAGGCUGAACAGAAGAUCCUCUGCUGGCACAGCCAACCCCAGCUAUCUUUGUACCUCUAGAGACAGAGCACUCACUGCUUGCUCACGGCACAAAAAUCUCCCUGCUCCUCUGCCAAAAAUCUGUGUUCUGCUUCUCCUAAAUAACUCCAUACAGGAAAUUCAAAUUCUGGAAGAGUAUGGAAGUGCUGUGUCCUUGAAAAUCAUCAUGGUUAGAAGUAGAGAGCAUGAAAACCUUAUCAUAAUUAUUUCUGUAGAUUUAUCCCCACAACCUCCUUGAAGAGGGAACCUGUUACAUCUGAGCAUUGACAUUUGUGCUAAAAUCAACACAGCACAUGUAGGGAGGGGUGGCACUCCAUACUCUGCAGCAUGUCAGGCGUCACUGCAGCCAUUGCUCUGGCACUGAGGCAGCAAAGGCCUGGGCCUGGCCCGAGUGCUGAGCAUGGGGAACAGCUCCACACUCCCCAUCAUAAAGGCCUUAUUGCCCAGUUCCACCUGCUGGCUCCCCUGUGGUACAGGUCUGUUGCUUUUUUAUUUCUGCCCCAGUUCCAUGAGACACUGAGCAGGUGAUGUCAGUGUGGGUUACUUCAGGCCCAACAGAGUGUGGGCUACACUACACUGGGCAGGAGUGACAGAGACCUGUGAGCACCAGAGCACUUCUUACAGAGACAACUCAGUGUCCACAGUGAACCCAAAUAAUGAAUUCUGGGAACGUUUUGUUCCUCCAGGAGUACAAAGCCUUGCCAGAUUGAGCUUCUAAGAGAAGCUGCCAACUCUUUGUUCACAUUUAUAAGAUCAGAGCAUGGUUUUCUAAUACAUAUAAAAUUGUCUUCCUCAGGACAAUAAAGAAUGUAUGCCAAAAAUUUAAAAAUAAAUGUAAUUAAUUUUACUAAAUAAAUCUGAAAAUACUUCAUUUAUUAGUGCAAAACUUGUGUAUUUUCCACAUGCAAUGCGUUCAUUUGUGCUGCAGAUUGGUUUAUAAAGUUGGUUUACCUAGGGGCUCUGCAAAAAUUUUGGACGUCCAUCAGUAAUACUUGCUUAAAGACUUGCAAAGGGGAAAAAAGAAUCCAAAUAACCACAUUCUUUUAUUUUUCCCCUCUGAUUAGAAAUUAGAAUUGAAUUAUUCACCUAUACUGAUGGUAAACAGACUCAUUUACAGCUACUUCACUUGUAAUUGCAGCUGGGUAACAGCAAAUAUGAAUUACUGAUAGCCAUUAAUGAUGUGAUAAAACCCCAUUGCCCAUUCAGUCGUUUUAAGACUGAAUACAUUUGGAUUCAUUAAAAAAAAAAAAUCAUAAAAAAACAACCAAAGUAACUUCCCCCA